Molecule: messenger RNA, 513 nt
Organism: Zasmidium cellare ATCC 36951
Lineage: Eukaryota; Fungi; Ascomycota; Dothideomycetes; Mycosphaerellales; Mycosphaerellaceae
Exons: 1
Coding region: 1-513 (170 amino acids)
Biological process (GO): mRNA splicing, via spliceosome
Cellular component (GO): U1 snRNP; precatalytic spliceosome; U2-type prespliceosome
Molecular function (GO): U1 snRNA binding; mRNA binding
Source: RefSeq, a predicted model, not a curated record
AUGACUGACAAGCUCCCACCCAACCUUCUCGCCCUCUUUCAGCCGCGCCCACCACUUCGGUGGCUCAACCCUAGCGACCACGCCCCCGAAGACCGACGUACCGCCAAGGUUGAUGGCGUAGCUGGAUUCCUCGCUGCUCUCCAUGAGAAGAAGGAAGAGGCCAAAGACGAGGAAUGGACCGAGUCGCAUUUGGAACGUGCUGACCGUGAGAAGCUCGAGAAGCAGAAGAAGCAGAAGUGGCUAGUGACCGAGGGCGUGAAGCAGCUCUACAAGCCCAGCGAAGACUCAAAUGUGCGCGGAGACGCAUUCAAGACUUUGUUCGUCGGCCGGUUGCCAUACGAUGCAUCUACCAAGGAUCUUGAAAACCAAUUUGGUCGCUUCGGUCCAAUCGAGCGCAUCCGCAUCGUACAGGACCGCAGCGGCAAGCCUGGUAAAGAUGGCAAGUCGCGUGGCUAUGCCUUCGUUCUGUUCGAUCGGGAGGCAGAUUGCAAAGGUCAGUUUUCUCGCGUCUAA